GUCCGUUGCGUUAUGCUAAUUAGUGUCAGUUGAUGACAAUUCUCCCGGAUCCGGGAGCGGUAGUUCCAAGAUUAACAAUCUUGUGGAGGGGUUGAAAAACAAGUUCUAAUGACUCCAACCUAAGUGUAUGUAAACUUACGACUUCAACUGUACAUAUACAUAAUUUUGCUCGCUCGCUUCACUUUUCUGGGGGGGAAAAUCCAUCAAACAGUGAAUCAAUUUUGUCUGGCCUAACACGGUUGUGCUAGGUAGUUGAGUCAGUCUGACUGCAAAGUAAUAAACGAAAGGGAAACAGCACUUGAAAACCCAUCCUGUUUGCCAUAUUGGGCUGCAGCUAUACACUUCUCCAAACAAUGGCUGUCUGGUAUUGUGAUGCAGUAAUUUCCAUGGUAAUAUAGAUUGUUCAUUCAAAUGAUAAACAAAUAAGGCUCAUGCAAUGAAAUGUAAUUUUGUAAUGUUAGUCGAGUUUAAAAUCAACUGAAAACAUUAGACAGACUUCCUGCUUUGCUCCUAUGGGUACAAGAUCCAACUCGACAUACUGGCAGAAAGUUAAGUUCCAUCCAACUCAUGGUCUCUAACAUAUUCAUUAGGGAUGUGCAGCUUUCCCAUUCAAGAAGAUUGAAUUACCCAUCUAGAUACAUGGGCUCCAAUACCUUUAAAUUUGAAACGAUUCAGUUUGAGGAAAGAAUCGAUGCACUAACAUUUGUUGCAUAAAACCAUUAAUUUUCCAUUCUAAAUUCAAAUCUGCUGCUGGGCUUCUACGAGCUGGAUCUGUUUGAGCUGACGUGUGUGUGUGGUGCUAUUUUAGCCUCUCAACACCACAACCGGACCCUCCAUAUUCCACCCCACUAGAAGCUUCUCACAUCCCUCUCAAAACACAAAAAGCUGAAGGGGAAAGAAUUGAGAGAAAGCCAGGGUGGCAUAGCAUUUUGUUGUGCUCCAGCGAGAACACGCUACAGUUACACUCCGGUAAAGGGAAAAAAAAGGCAUUUAGCUUAAGGUUUGGAGUCCCUGCAAAUGCUCUGGAGAAGAUCAGCUAUUGAGAGAUUGACUACAUUUUAUGUAACUAGGCAAGUCAGUUAAGAACAUAUUUACAACGAGAGACACCACAACACUACAUAGAAAACAUGCCGUGGGAGUGGAGCACUGUAACCCUCCCCUCAAAUUAUUUCAUCCUCCAUCGGGUGUGGGAAUUAAUAGUUCAGAAACCCUCCCCCUCUUAGAGCCAUGGGUAGUGUGUGAGAUGUGGAGCAUAUUAAUCACCAAGCCUGCAGCUGUCUGUCAGACCGUACAGAGAAAAUAGCCCUGCACCCUCAGUACCACCCACCAGAGAGAGAUGGAAAGAGGAAGCACGAGGGCAGGAAAGAUAAGAGCAGAUGCAGAGUGCCUGAGAGAACCAGAGACGUACAGAGGAAAGAACACGCAAGGAAGCGACUGGAAUGGACAACUUUGCCCCGCUCAACAGCAGUACCGGUGAUCUGCUGGAUCUCAUCUCUACGGCUCUGUUAGCCUCAAGUUAGCAGCAUCACUGAACACGAGACUGCAUUGCUGGUGCGCCAACAGUGUUCCCAUGUGAGUAAUAUUGAACUGAAACCAAGGGAGGGACGGUUCUGCGUGUGGUGAAAACAUAGCAGAGGAACGACGGCGUCCAAACCUGAAGACCGGAUCCAUAGAAGCAGUGGCCGCGUGAUUCAGCCAACCACCCAGUGGGAGAAGAGCAGCGAUAGAAGUGUAACUGUGCGACGGAGAUGAGAGCCAAGGUGUGUUGUGGGAAGGGAGAAGAGGAUAUACCUUUCAAUCUAGGGGCAGAGGCAUGGGGCACUGGGCAGAGGCAUGGGGAGGUUGUUUUACUCAGAGAUGUGCAGAGCAAUCCCUCCGUCCUCCUCCGAAAUGACUUGCACUGGGAAUAGAUAAAGCCUCUUGAAGACUGCACUUCGUCUCAGAGCAUGAAGCUGGUUGUAACAUACAGGCAGGACUGACAUCUGACCAGCAAUUUAAAGUGACUUGAAUGGAAGUACAGCAUGCACCAGCCCAGGUGUAGUUCCCUCAGGAACUCCCGACACGUCGCCACUGUCAUCGGCAAUAAAGGUUUGUUCGCACACGACAAGCACCUGACCAGGUGUCACCGCUGCCCAAGUGAGGUGGUGCACACAGCCACCAUGCAGUGGAGGAGGCGCUACUGCUGCACGCACGUCGCCAGGCUCCUGUCUCUUCUCUCCUUGCUGGUGGUCCUGGUCAUCUUGCGUCAUCAGGACUGGCUGCCGGGCAUCAAGGGCCCAACAUUGCGGAGGGGGAACCCAGUGGCUUACACCGAGGGAGGACUGCACUCCAUAGACAAGGGAAAUCACAGCUCCUCACAGAUUCAAUUGAGGGAUGCACCGGUUCCCCCUGCACCUCCGAAAAUGAAUGCCAACCUCAGUUCCCCUCAGGCGGACUCCUCUCCGCAGCGGGUUACGGGACUGGAGAGCUCGCUGGCGACUAAUGCUAGCUUGAGCGGAGAGGUCGGGCUAGGGGGCCUGCUGACAUUGGAACCCUACACUUACAUCAUCAACGAGCCCAACAAGUGCCGGGAGGGCGACCCAGAACCCUUACUGGUGCUGCUGAUAGCCACGGAGGCCCAGCAGGUGGAGGCCAGGGAGGCCAUCCGGCAAACAUGGGGAAACGAGAGCGUGGUCCCAGGCCUUGUCCGGCUUUUCUUGCUGGGUGUGAAGGAGGGCGAGGUGGGCCGCCUGCAGCAGAGCAGCCUGGAGGCAGAGAGCAGGAGGCACCGUGACAUCAUCCAGCAGGACUUCAUGGACACGUACAACAACCUGACCAUCAAAACCCUGAUGGGCAUGCACUGGGUGGCUGCGCACUGCCCGGGCACCAAUUACGUCAUGAAGACAGACAGUGACAUGUUUGUCAACACCGAGUAUCUCGUCCACAAGCUGCUCCAGCCAAAAAAUCUGCCAAAACGUGACUAUUUCACAGGCUACCUGAUGAAGGGCUAUGCGCCCAACAGGAAUAAGAACAGCAAGUGGUACAUGUCCCAUGAGCUGUAUCCCAGCGAGAGGUACCCCACCUUCUGCUCAGGAACUGGUUACGUAUUCUCGGGGGACCUGGCGGGGAAGAUCUACAGGGCCUCUCUAGGCAUUCGCAGGCUGCAUCUGGAGGACGUCUACACGGGCAUCUGCCUGGCAAAGCUGCGGAUCGAACCCACACCGCCACCCAAUGAGUUCCUGUUCAACCACUGGCGGGUGUCCUACUCCAGCUGCAAGUACAGCCACCUUAUCACCUCCCACCAGUUUCACCCCAACGAACUGCUCAAGUACUGGCACCACCUGCAGCGCAACAAGCACAACGCCUGCAUCAACACAUUCAACGACUAGAUGGGCAGGUUUCACCAGAGGAGACUGCAUGGGUACAGCCUAUUUGGUGACAGAGGAUCAUGGGUGAUGUUAGAUCAUGGCCUGUGCAGAGUCACUGGCUAGAUGUAACCGAGUAAAGCACGUUUUUGGACAAAC
Messenger RNA from Oncorhynchus kisutch (coho salmon), 3503 nucleotides. Its product is annotated as beta-1,3-galactosyltransferase 2. Gene Ontology annotation, cellular component: Golgi membrane. The record is from RefSeq and is a predicted model, not a curated record. Gene Ontology annotation, biological process: protein O-linked glycosylation. Lineage: Eukaryota; Metazoa; Chordata; Actinopteri; Salmoniformes; Salmonidae. The coding region runs from base 2022 to 3368 and encodes 448 amino acids. Gene Ontology annotation, molecular function: N-acetyl-beta-D-glucosaminide beta-(1,3)-galactosyltransferase activity. The transcript has 2 exons.